Ixodes scapularis (black-legged tick) is the source of this 570-nucleotide messenger RNA. RefSeq names its product trypsin-7-like. The coding region runs from base 88 to 570 and encodes 160 amino acids. The record is from RefSeq and is a predicted model, not a curated record. Gene Ontology annotation, molecular function: serine-type endopeptidase activity. Gene Ontology annotation, biological process: proteolysis. Lineage: Eukaryota; Metazoa; Arthropoda; Arachnida; Ixodida; Ixodidae. The transcript is spliced from 4 exons.
CUAUACGAUCCGGACACCUUUGUAUAUGACUACUCGAUACUGAAGCUCAACAAGACUCUGGACUUCAAUGGUCAGGAGAAGCAUCUCAUGCCCAUCUGUCUUCCCAGCUUAAACCAGAACUUUGAUGGACAAACCUGCACUGCAAGUGGAUGGGGACUUACAAAAGACAGAACCCAAGGGGGAAACGACUCGAAUCCCGAUCUGCUAAAAGUAGACUUGCCCAUCGUACCAUACGAUGAAUGUAGAAGGGACUACAUCGGUGUGCAACAUGUCGACAGAAACACGAUGAUUUGCGCAGGAACCGAAGAAGGAGGAAAAUCUACCUGCCAGGGCGAUUCUGGAGGACCCCUGCAGUGUCCCAGGUCUGACGGCCGCUACGUGCUGGCGGGAUUGACAUCCUGGGCUACCAUAUGUGCCGCUCCAGGUCAGCCUACUGUCUUGUCGAGGGUCUCGACGCAACUGCCCUGGAUUCAGGAAACUACAGGACUGCAUUUCAAUAGCCGCUUUGAAAUAUUAUUCAUAUUUCGGGCAACAUUAUCCAAACCCCAAUUUUAUUUUUCAUUUGAAUAA